Molecule: messenger RNA, 945 nt
Organism: Saprolegnia diclina VS20
Lineage: Eukaryota; Oomycota; Saprolegniomycetes; Saprolegniales; Saprolegniaceae
Exons: 7
Coding region: 1-945 (314 amino acids)
Biological process (GO): protein methylation
Cellular component (GO): nucleus
Molecular function (GO): protein methyltransferase activity
Source: RefSeq, a predicted model, not a curated record
AUGGGCCAUCGGGUCCGGUCGGAAGUCGUCGAUGAGAUCAACGGCAGCGACGAACUCUCGGAGGACGGCUUCACGACGUUGCGCAUACAGCCUCUGGCCCGCCCGAGCGAUAUGAACCCGCCAAUGAUGGACGCUGAUGGAGAUAUCCACGUCGCUCGAAAGCGCAUGAAAGCAGCGGUGAGCGAGAUAGCGUUGCGUGUACAGCGCGACUGCUUCUCGAACAAGUCGGGCGUGCAGGUGUGGCGCGCCGCGUUCCUCCUCGUCGACUUUGCACUCCACCACGCCAGUGUCUUUGCUGACGAAACGAUUCUCGAACUUGGCUGUGGCAUUGGCUUCGUCAGCCUCGUGCUCUCCGGCGUCGCCAAGCUCGUGCUCGCCACGGACCACAACGUUGAUGCCCUCGCGCUCGCUGAAGACAACCUUCGCUGGAACUUGCAUGGUCCGUGCCGAUUGCGCCGUUUGGAUUGGACGAGGCGCGCGUUGCUGCCGCCCGAAGAACCGUUCGGCUGGUCGAACCGCGAUCGCACGGCGCUGGAGCGCGCUCGCUUUGUGCUUGCGAGUGACGUGUUCUAUGACGAUGACGUCGCAGUUGCAUUCUUGGCCAAGCUCACCGAGCUCCUGCUGGAGAAUGCAAGCCGGACGGCCAUUAUCGCCACCGAGAAGCGGGCCGUGUUCUCGGCGGCGACGUUAUCGGUUGCCCACCUCGGUUAUGACGUUUUCGAGGCCAGGAUUUGCCGUCAUGUACCACUCACGUCACUCAGCUUGACCGAGCCGCAUCGUACGCGCUACACAUGCGAGCAGUGUCUGGCGAAAGAGGCCAAGCCCUUCUUGGCGGCGACGCCCCUGCCCACGCACGAGGUCCCCCAAGCGUUUGCCUACGACCGACAAGAGAUGCUCGAGCUGUGGUUCAUACACGGCCUCGUCAAUGCCCAUGACGCAGCGUAG